AUGAAUGAGCUUUCUCCUAUGAUGCAUUACCAUCUUGUAGGUUCGGGACUAUUUCCUGAUAAUUCCGCGAAGUUUGUUUUGUCAGUGUUCCCAGCAGAUUCAUGUUUUAACGAAAUAAAGAAAAUUACUACAGUCGUUGAACUUAAUACAACCGAUAAAAAUUCACUAAAAUGGCUUAUACAUUGUGCUGCAUUUGUUAUACACUACGGAAUGCACUGUAAAACGAACGAAGAACAUAUUGUCCAACCUUUGAUGCUUUAUAUGAUUGAAUUUUUGUCUACAAACUGUAUUAAACAAAAUGUUACAGCAAAUAUGGAUAUAAAAGACUUUAAUGCAAUGACAAGAGAAAUAUUACCAAUUCUUUCAAUGGUUUGUGAACCAAAUGCACCAAAAGUAGCAAGAGAUAGUUUUAGAGAGCUCAUCAAUACAAUUAUCAAUAGUAAAUUUGCAGAUUACGAGACAGAAACCAUAGAAUUGUUAUUUAGAAUGUUACUAGGUAUCUGUGACUCAUUUAUAACUGAUCUUUAUUCAUACAAGCACUGGGAUAAUGAAAUAGAUCAAUUCUUAGAGAACUUAUUUGAAAUUUUAAUGCGAACCACGAAAAUUUGUCCAAAUAACUGGAAGAUUUUCAAUGAAGUCACCUGUAAAUGGCCUAACAAUUCGAAAUUCCAGGCUCUCUGGUCUAGAUCUUUCAUGGUUUGCUUCCAAGUUUUAGCUCAAUCUCUUUGGACGAAAAAUUUCAUAUUGGUUCAGAUACAACCUGAAUCACUUGGUAUAGAUCUUGAUAGCGCAACCGAAAUAUUGAUAUAUUUCAUUGAUAAUGCAAGAUAUUUAGCAACAUCUCCAAAUUUCGGAAUUGUCCAUAACGAAUUCGGGUUUAUCGCAGAUUGUAUCAGCCAAAACAAAGAAAAUAUCAUAGGUCUUUUCAAUAAAAAGUGGUUUGUUGACGAGAUAUUUGAGAUAUUUUCUUUAUGGCCUUUGGCUCAAGGUCCAUCGAAGCAUUUUUCCAAUGAGGAUAAGCGAAAGACCUCUCUUUUUGCAUUCGUGAUGCUUCUUGAAAACGGAAUUAUUAAAAAUCAGUCUAACUGGUUCCAGGAUACAAUUACUUACUUCAAGAGAGAACUUAUAGCCCAGGACUCUUCAAUUGCUCCUGUUUUGUUGACGAAAUUAUCAUCUUUGUUAGUUUCUCAUCAAAAUUUAACUCGAGAACUAAUAACUCCUAUUAUGAAGUGUUUGUUGAGACAAACAUCUGAUGAAACGAAGAAUUUGUCCAUAAAUAUUAACGAUCCUUUGAUAGAAAACCUCAUAUUGAAUAUUGCAGAGAUUUAUAUCCAUAAUACGAACCAAUGCGGUACAAUAAACAACAUAAAGAAACUCCAGAAGCGCAUGUACAGCAAGAAAGUCGAUAUUCAUAGUAAUGAUUCCGAUACUUGGCAAAAUCAGAUGUUAAUUUUGAUGCUUUCCGGUUGCCAUAAGGCCUUUGCAUCAUAUGUAUUAAGAUUGUUGGACGAAAAUACUGAUCUUCCACCUGAAUUCUUUACAUUCCUCAGUUUCGUACCCGUUCUGAUGCCAACCUUCCUUAAACAUGGUGCCGAUAAGAAAGGAACCGAUUUUGAAUUGAAUUUCGUAAGCAAAAAGAAUGUUUACUUCAUUAUUAAGGAUUUUAAGAGUUUCCAUGCUUUCGCGAUAUGCAUGCAGGCUUUGUACUUGGAAGGAUCUCGAUUUAGACCACUUUCCCAGGAGAAAACAGCCUUUAACAAGAUGCUUCGUGAAAAUAAUUUGACUGAUCUCAUAACUUUCCUCGAAUUCAGUGGAUAUCCUCACUCCAAUUCGAUGGAUGUUGAAACUGCUAAGGCGAUUUACCAGGAAAAUAAGGAAUUCGCCAAAAGUUUCUUCAUAGGAAAUUCGGUUUUAACGAUAAUUGACAAUCCUAAGUUCCAAAACUUGAUAAUGACCAUAAGAAGUCAGUACGGAGUCCUCAAUAUUGAGAUCAGUGAUAUGACAAUGCAAGAAAAUGUACAAUCAAUUCCUGUAUUGAACGAUACACCACAAACGGUCGGCCAUGACAUGAAUUACUCGGCAGAUGGAACAUUCCUCGACUCCGAAAUGCUCCAAAAGUUCAAUGAUUUGGAUAAAAUUAACGUUCCGAUUUCAUUUAAGCCAUAUUCAUCGCCAGGAUUCAAAUCUAAUCGUAUAUUCUCGUGUUUGGCGAACCUCGGCGUUAUUUCUACCGAUAACCUCCAUAAGAUUUUCCCAAUAACAAACGCCGACGUUUUUAUUUCCGAGUACGAUCAGAUUUCUCCUUAUGAAACCAUCGAAGUAGCUGUUCUAUGCUACACAAAGGACUCAAUGUCCGGUUACGGAUCGGAAUUUGGCACAAAUGAUUUUAUAUCUUUCUUGAAUGAACUCGGAGAGCCACAGAACUACGAAAGCGAUACUUGUGGUUCAGUUCAUGCCAGAAUCUAUACAUAUUGCAGCAUAAGAGUUGUUUACAUCGCAUUAUGUUGCAUGAAAGAGCCAAAUAUCGACAAACUUCUCAGUCUUCCUGUUGUUUUGGCAUACAACGAAACUGGAUUCUCUCCAAACUACGAGUUGUUCGAGAAAACUCUACCUUCUAAGCUAGUUUUCGCUGUCAGAACAAUUAAAGAAGAAGGACAACCGGAAAACGGCGCAUUUGCAGUUCUUUUAAUCUGCAAACCGAAGGGAAUUGUUCUUCCUUUCAUGCUAAAGAUUGCCCGAUUCGUCAGCAAAAGAAACUUCAAAGCAAUGAUCGCCAUGAUUUCAAUUAUUUACCAUUUGACGCAGAACAGCAACGAUGUUUGGGAGAAGAGAUUGAAAUUGUUUGGAGACAUUGUUUAUCAAGAUGAUAUAUCUCUGCUGACAUUUCAGUUUGAUAAUUAG
This is a messenger RNA of Trichomonas vaginalis G3, 2901 nucleotides long. RefSeq lists its product as uncharacterized. NCBI's taxonomy places the organism in Eukaryota, Parabasalia, Trichomonadida, Trichomonadidae. The transcript has a single exon. The coding region runs from base 1 to 2901 and encodes 966 amino acids. The record is from RefSeq and is a predicted model, not a curated record.